Molecule: messenger RNA, 7468 nt
Organism: Grus americana (Whooping crane)
Lineage: Eukaryota; Metazoa; Chordata; Aves; Gruiformes; Gruidae
Gene: MTMR8
Product: myotubularin related protein 8
Exons: 20
Coding region: 588-2630 (680 amino acids)
Biological process (GO): dephosphorylation; negative regulation of autophagy
Cellular component (GO): nuclear envelope
Molecular function (GO): phosphatidylinositol-3,5-bisphosphate phosphatase activity
Source: RefSeq, a predicted model, not a curated record
GCCGUGCUUCCCCUCAGAAGGCGCCCGCCUCUCCUCACACCGCCGCCAGAGACGGAGCUCCUUACCCAGGCCCGCCAGCACACCGAGAACCGGCGGCCUGCCACACCGACCCCGCUUCAGCACCGAAAGGGAAGUAAUUCUUUUCAUCAAGAAAAGCUUAUUCUUCAGUUCUGGGAUGCAUAGCGUGUUGUCUGUCACAUGAAAGUAAUGUGGCAAACAAGGUAGCAGGCACCCAAGCUGAGUAAGAUCAGUACCAGGAAGAAUCUAAGAGUUACAUACGGGAUGAAUUUGGCCAUCGUGAUCUAAGAUGUCCUGACAACACCCAUAUGAACACAAACCAAAGAAUUCUGCAUGGGGAGGGAAGGCAGCUGGGAGUGCGCCGAACCACAAGCAAUGUCAGAGGAGCAAGCAGCAGAAAGACAUCCCAUCCAUUUUAGAGCUGAUAGAGUGGCUCCUGUUCUACCUCCAGCUGUUGGUGUGAGGCUGGCACCCCUUGCAGGCAGGUACCUUACACAUCGAUCCCGCUGCUAACAUAGUGAUCACUGAUGUGAGCACCCACCUCACUCUUCUGAAGCUUUUGCCAUCAGAUGUUACCAGCGCUCCUGCCUGUUCAAAAAAGGGUCUGUAAAUGCAGAUUUCUGGUAGAAGAGGUGGACACGGACCUAACAGGUCCAAAAAGGAGCAGCAAACCUGCUGCUGCUCAGGUGAGAGGGAGCGAGCUCUGCGUCGGACGCCAUCUCCCCCCUUUACCUAUGACAAAGGUUGAAAAUGUGAAAUUACUAGAUCGCUAUACAAACAGGAAGGCAGCAAAUGGGACGUUAUACCUGACAGCCACCCACCUUAUCUAUGUAGAUGCUUCUGCUGAAGUCAGGAAAGAAACAUGGAUUCUGCAUCACCAUAUUGCAACUGUAGAAAAAUUGCCUCUGACCACGGCUGGCUAUCCACUCCUUAUUCACUGCAAGAACUUCCACGUGGCUCACUUUGUUAUUGGGCAGGAACGUGACUGUCACGAAGUGUAUACCUCAUUGCUUAAACUUUCACAACCAGUGAAACCCGAAGAACUUUAUGCUUUCUCUUACAAUCCUAAAAUGUCUAAAGAGAACCGGGAGAUUGGAUGGAAGCUGAUUGAUUUAAAAGUAGAUUACCAGCGUAUGGGAAUUCCAAAUGACUACUGGGAAAUAACAGAUGUUAAUAAAGACUAUGAGGUUUGCAACACAUAUCCUCCAGAAAUAGUGGUGCCUAGAGCUGCUCAUAAGGCAGUGGUGAUCGGAAGUUCAAGGUUCAGAAGCAGAGGGCGGAUUCCGGUGCUCUCUUACUUAUAUAAAGAAAACAAUGCUGCCAUAUGUCGCUGUAGCCAGCCUCUCUCCGGGUUCAGUGCGCGCUGUCUGGAGGAUGAACAAAUGCUGCAGGCGAUCAGAGAAGCCAACCCUGGGAGCCCCUUCAUGUAUGUUGUAGACACAAGGCCAAAGUUAAAUGCCAUGGCCAACCGAGCUGCUGGGAAGGGUUAUGAAAAUGAAGAUAAUUAUGAUAACAUUCGCUUUAAAUUUAUUGGCAUAGAAAACAUCCAUGUGAUGCGGAACAGCUUGCAGAAACUCCUGGAAGUGUGUGAAAUGAAGUCCCCCUCAAUGAGUGAUUUCCUCACUGGGCUGGAGAACUCAGGCUGGUUACGGCACAUUAAGGCUGUGAUGGAUGCAGGUGUCUUUCUUGCCAAGGCUGUGAAAGAUGAAAAAGCUAGCGUGUUAGUCCACUGCUCCGAUGGCUGGGAUCGCACAGCACAGGUCUGCUCCCUGGCUAGCCUCCUCUUAGAUCCAUUCUAUAGGACUUUUAAAGGCUUUAUGGUCCUAAUAGAAAAGGAGUGGAUUGCAAUGGGCCACAAGUUCUCACACAGGUGUAGCCAUUUGGAUGGUGACCCCAAAGAAGUAUCCCCUGUCUUUACUCAGUUCGUUGAAUGCGUCUGGCAGCUCAUGCAGCAGUUCCCGUGCGCGUUUGAGUUUAAUGAGCGUUUCCUUCUUGAAAUCCAUGACCAUGUCUACUCCUGCCAGUUUGGCAACUUCCUUGGGACCUGUCAUAAGGAGCGUGAGGAUCUGAAAAUCUUUGAGAAGACGCAUUCUCUGUGGCCUUUCCUCUUACAGAAGAGGCAGGAAUUGAGAAAUCCAUUGUACAGAGGAUUUACAGCUUACAAAGAGCUUCAACCGAACACGCUACCCUUCAGUUUCCAGUUUUGGUGCGGGAUGUAUAAUCGCUUUGACAAAGGAAUGCAUCCAAAACAGCGUGUAUUGGAUCAUCUGCUAAGCUGUAUGAGCCAGAAGAUGAAACUGGAGGACAAUGCAUCUGAGCUGGAAAAUAAACUUCCUUUCCUGGAUGGCCCUUUGCCCAGUGAAGCUUGCUCCUUAUCUAAAGUAGGAAAUGCUGCUUCAAAAACACCAAUGCUCAACACUCCUCAGGAUUACGGAGGGGAACCACCUCCUGUGUUGAGCAAUGGCGCCUCAGCAGGGGCUAUAGAUGUUAUGUCGGGUGUGGACCGAAAGCACAAAGAGAACCCGCCUCAUCACCAGGACCUCCGUGAUCAUAAUGACACCAUUGCCGUGUUGGACUCUGAAGCUAAGGAUGGAAAGCCGCAGCACCAUUGAUCGGCUCUGAGAACUGUGUUCAGUGAACCGGACGCUUGUGGUGGGGAGGCACGAGGGAGCCGUGCCCCCGCGGGGGUGUAGACCCCCUAACCAUUUAUAUGUAAGCGUGAGUACGUAUGUUUGCAGGGAGCUGUGCUCGCUGUGGAGAAGCCGGUCUGCAUUUGGUUUGGUUAGCGUCGUUUUGCAGCUGAAAUGCUGAAGAUGCGUACAGAGCUGCCCGGAAGGCUACCUUGAGUUAGCGUAAACCUUAUUUUUCAGUGGGAACACAAUGUGUGUUGAAGGUUUAUGACUGCCUGCCGGUACUGGUAUUUCAAGCUGAAAGAAAUCUUGGCCAAUUAACACGGGGCUUAGGGGUUGUGCAGUGUUUAUCGCUGGAGUAGGAAAGAUGCAAUCCAUUUAUUCUCAGUGGCGGUGCAAGGUCAUCUUAAACCGAUAAAAAAAUUCAGUUCAUCUUAAAAUGAUAAAAAAAACCCUUUUCUUAGCUGUGAAUGAAUCUCUGCAUGGACCCUCUUGUGGCAGAACUGAUUAAUUUUUUGUUUCCUAUGCAUAUUUGUUAAACCCCCCUGUGCCUUUUUACAGACACCGUUUUAAUGUCUAGCCAUGCAAUGUACUAUUUUUAUUAUUGUAGCGUAGAGUGUAGUAUUUGGUUGUCUUUGUAGUCAGUAUUUUUAAACAAGGUUUGUUUUGGUUUUUUUAUCUGCUGCCAGCUUCUCCAGGAUCUUUGCUGAUCCCCUGAGUUUAGUAGCUUCUUUCUAAGCUGACCUGUCAAAGAAUAAGCUUUUUGUGGACUUCAUUCACUGAUUGUGAGAGUGCAGCAAGCCACAAAGACAGCCUGUAACACAUGAAUUUUUUGACAGAGGGAGGUUUAGAAAUGAGAAAAGACAGGAAAAAAAUUAUAUGGAAUUUUUCUCUCUUAUUUGAAUUGAAGCAAGAGUAACUCUUUGUUCUAAGCUGGAAUCAAUGUGCUUUCCUCACAUCCAUCGAUGAGGCAGUAAUUACAGAUGAGGUGUGUUCUAUUAUUGAAAUGGGGCCUCAAAUGAUUACUUCACAUCAAAUGCUGCAUGAAUGUUCUCUUGGAUGUUAAAAUUGCAUCAACCUUAGAGAUGUUUUGCCUGUACUGUCAGGACGUGACGAGAUGAACGAUAUCUCUCACAGCAAUGAACCCUGUAAUUUGUGAAGCUGGUGACAGAAGGUAAACUGGGAUGUGACCCCUUAUUGGAACAAGAAGUGGACAUUGUGGCUGUGGCUCCAGCCUGGAUUCACUCCAGCGCUUGUUAACACUACUUGGUUUCUUACAUCGCGGUAAUCUCAGCUGGAGAUACUAGUUCAAAGUUGCAGGUUUAAAACAGAGACAUAUAUUCCAUUUAUAGAAGUCUUGUGGAGAAACAAGGGCUUGUCUCCCAGGGGAACAGAUGGCCCAGGAAAGCUGUUCCACGGUACUUGUUCUAGGCGAGCUUCUAUAGAUGUGCUUAAUUGCACAGAGUCCCUUUGUGCAGCUUAAUUCAAGAUGCUUUUCUGCUUUCUUUUGGAUCUGUUGUUUAAAGUAGACGCUGCCAUUAGGUCUUAAAAUCAGUUUUUCUCAUUUAUAAAAUUUUGAAACGAGCUGAAAAUAUUUUCUGAGCUAGCACUCCCAAUCUACAAUAAAAAGUAGAAACAUUCCAUUAUAGCAUCAUAAAAUGCAAUAGUCGUUGUUCAUGUGCUUAUAACCUAUGGUGAAAUGACUAGGUUAGUUUCAAAGUUCAAGAUAAAGUAGGAAAAAAAACCCAACAAAAAACCACAAACAAACAACUCUCGUGAGUGUCUCACUUUGGGUAAGAAAAUAUAUAUUUUAUUAAGCAUAUCAAAAGACCCAAGGAAAAAGGGCAGCACCUGCGAACAGAGUUUCUUCAGUGCCUAGAAUGGCAAAGAGAAACUUAUUUUAAAAUGUUUUAGGUUUUUCAAUCUAUAAGCAAGUAAUAUUUAAGUAGUUCUUAAAAAUAGUUGUUUUCAAGGUAGGAGGGAGAGAACUACAAUAUGCAGUUGAUUAAAAACGAAGCCCAUAAAAUAUUGAACCAGAUAUGCUUAAGCAGAUGAUGUUCAAAAUUUGUUGUGUGGGUACGUAUCAAAAAUACUGCAUCAUGCGACAGCUAUGUAUCUUAUUUUAUUUUGAAGGAUGCACGUUUCUGAAUGCAUCUUUUCUUAACCUCAAGAUGAGUGUCUGCUGUUGAGUCUCUCUGCUCCUAACAUCAAGUUAGAUAGUCUGCCAGCUUCUUCAGUUUCCCAUAUCCCACGUACUCCUCAGGUGAAGAGAUUGCACCCUAAAUUUUGAUCCGGCUGCUUUAGAUACCCAGGGUUCGGAAUCUGCUGCAGAUUUCCACUGGAGGGUGCUGGGGAGAUUACUUGCCUCUGCCUCUUUAUCGUCUAAGAGCUCAAUUUCACACGUGCGCUUUGCAGUUUGGAGCUCAUAUCAUGUGGAUUGAUAGAUCAACCCUGUCUUUUCUUUCCAGGUGAGAGAAGAACGUAGUGGAUAAUAUGCACAGUUUCUUAGAGAACUCUGAAAUGGUAAAUGAGACCAAGACAGGCACUUUUUAGGACCAAUUAUUCCAGAUGUCAUCAGUUCUUUUAGUGUGUUCUCUAAUGAAAAUUAGAGAUGCAGAAUUGUAGAGCAUUUUGACUGCUGAAGGAUUUAGACAUGUUGUUGGUUAAUCACUGUAUAAAAACAUUUUGCAGAAGGUUUCUAUAAAUGUUUACACGUUGCCUUGUCUUUGAAUUACCAUAGAUUACCUUGAAAAAAGUACAAGAACUUUUGCUUAUUCCUAAAAUGUGACGCUGACAUCUCCACAAAUCGUUCCUGACUACAAUAUUACUACAGGUGCAUAUAACCAUGAAAAGAUUACUUCAUACACUGAAAGUAUUAGUAAGCUUUUAGUAAUCCUGCUGCUUUUGACUUCAGUAACAAAAUAAUGGAUGACUUUACUUUGAAAUGCAAAACCUAGCCCAAAAAAGGGUAAUUGUCUUUUUAAACCACUUGGAUUUAAUGUAUGCAGACUUGAUCAAAGUCUACAACAUAUUAAAAAUCAUUCAUGCUGGUGCUGUAAAUCUGUGGAGCUGGAAAAGAUUCCAGGGUUUCCUGGCUUUCCAUGAGAUUGUUUGUUUGAAAACCAAUUAGCUAGAAGCUUUUUAGUUGUGACGGCAACUCUGCUGUGUUUCAAGAGCAAAAAUGAAAAGCUGUCGAGCACAGCGCAUCCUCAGGCCUCUGGUCAGCCAGGACUGGCUUCCCAGAGCCCCGCAGAAAGCCUCCGUUCUCUCCUUAGGAGUGCCUGGCUGACACUGAGUGUCUUGCUUCUACGUUCCCUAAAAGUGUUACAGGAAAUCUAAAAGCCGUUAGUUACGUAGGGAUCUUCUUAUGUAAGCACUGUGUAGGCGAGAAGUUACUAUAACUUAUUUAUUCCUGGCGGAGCAUCCACACAUUGGGAAGUCACGAAUGCUGGUCUUAAGUGAACAACGCAACUUGCUGCUUUCCAUUUGGAUUCCUCUGACUGGGCGAACCAGCAGGGAGGAGGGAUCCUGUUUGCUGCGGAUGGGGCUCUGUGUUUGUAAAACUCUGCCUUUUCUGGAGCACCUCUUGCUUUACUGAGUUACUCCAUGGUUUCCUGCCUGUACGUAGUGUCUCUCUUGCUACAACUAGGUAGAGGGACUCGUGUCGCUUUAUUUCUCGGUUGAAAUGUCUUAAUGUGAACUUCACAAUGCUGGAUUCUUACAUUAUAUUUUGUUUUGCAGUUGUCACCUGUGGUAGAGAAAAUCUAAUCGGUGCUGUUUGCUUUACAGAAAAAAAGGGAAUAAUUGGUUUGCCUGUAGACAUAGUUUUCAGUUGGCCCUCUUUGGGUAGGUAGCUUCCGUGCCUGACAGAUCCCCAAAGGGAUUGUCUCUUGGCACUGUUUAGUAAUGAAUACUUGUGAGCGACCAGGAGAAUUCAAAAUGCAUCUGCUGCUUUGUUCUUCUCCCCUUCCCCGCUACUUUGCCUUGAGUGCUGGGGUCACUUUUUGUACGGACCUAACAGUUACUCCUUGUUUACAUACCGUCCCUCUUGCACAUACAGGCACUUCACGCGACUUGGGGCGGAGUGGGGGGAAGAAUCUGUUCUGAAUGUAGUAUUUUGAUUUAAUUAAUACACAGCACUCGAUUAAUUAGAUGAGGAGCGUCUCAAGCCAGGUGAUGUCAAAGUCCAUGUCUUCGUAAGCAUCUUUAGCACUAAGAGCAGCCAGGUCGGUGCCAAUCGCAGUCGGUGUAAUUUGUUUGGGCGAGUGUUUUAAUGUGUAGCGCUGCGUCCUUUUGGCAUCUCUGAACUACAAAAGCAAGGCAGAAGGAGCGUAGGUUAAAAGGGUUGACCUAGAUCUUUUCUCAUCUCACUUAUCUAUGUAUAUGCGUCUGUAUUUAAUGUAGCAGCAUACUACUGGAGUAACGUGUAGCACUGGAUCUAGUCAUAUGUAACUGAGCACACAUAUGUACUUUUCCUAUCACCCACAGACUCAUCUUUGUAGGAACGUACCUAAAAUUGUGUGUAGUACUCCGCUGGAAACUGUAAAUGUUUUUGCUGUUUCUGUAAGUCAGUCGUUAUUUUUGUCAGUGUAACUGUUGAGGGACGGUUGUAUAAAAUUGUGGAUGAAAUCCAUAUUCCUGAACAUGCUGCCAUGGCUGUAUACGUCAUGUAAGUCAUUUUAGUUAAUGCACUGCUUAAAAAAAAGAAAAGUACCAUGUUUAGAGGAGCACUGUGGUUUUUUUAUCUAAAUGUAUUUGUUCCAUGAAGUUUCACUUGUAUUACAGUUUAUUUUUAUUCCCUACAAAAAUAAAUACCUUGC